AUGUCAAGGUCGCUUCAACUUAAAGAUGAGGGGAACAGAUGUUUCAUGGCCGGCGAUUAUGUCGGCGCCGAAGCACUCUACUCUAAAGCUUGUUCACCCGCAAAUAGCAUCAUCGCAGACGCCAGGAACCCGGCUCUUUACACCAACCGCGCCAUGGCCCGUCUCAAGUUAAAUUACUGGGACUCGGUCGUUACUGACUGCGAAGCUUGCCUCCAGCUCACACCCGACAACAUGAAAGCUCGCUAUUAUCUUGCCGAAGCACAACUAGCUCUCCGGGAUUAUGACGCUUCUCUAGACAGCGCACUGCACGCGCAUAAGCUGUGCGCCGCCACCAACGACCGGUCACUCGCUGCGGUCACGAGUCUUGUUUUGCGCUGCAAGAAGGAGCGCUGGGACGAUCUCGAGAAGAAGCGCAUGCGCCAAGCAAAGGAUCUCGAAAGGGAGGUGCUAGAUAUGUUGACCAGAGACAAAGAGGCGGCGCUUGCGGAGACGGAGGACGGCAUGGAGAAGCAGGAGAUUGAGGAGGAGACUCAAGCCAAGAUCGAGAGGAUGGAAAACAUCUUUGAAAUAGCAAGGGCGGACGCUGAGAAGAAGAGAGAGAUUCCGGACUGGGCGAUUGACGAUAUCAGCUUUGGAUUCAUGAUUGAUCCAGUUGUGACAAAAACCGGAAAGUCGUAUGAGCGUUCAUCCAUCAUGGAGCAUCUCCGACGGCAUCCAAGCGACCCUCUCACCCGCGAACCGCUUACCACUUCGGAGUUGCGGCCAAACCUAGCGUUGAGGCAAGCCUGCGAGGAGUUCUUGGAGAACAACGGCUGGGCUGCCGAUUGGUAG
This is a messenger RNA of Fusarium pseudograminearum CS3096, 831 nucleotides long. RefSeq lists its product as uncharacterized. Bases 1 to 831 code for a protein of 276 amino acids. Gene Ontology annotation, molecular function: ubiquitin protein ligase activity; protein-folding chaperone binding. Gene Ontology annotation, cellular component: cytoplasm. The record is from RefSeq and is a predicted model, not a curated record. Gene Ontology annotation, biological process: protein polyubiquitination; cellular response to misfolded protein; proteasome-mediated ubiquitin-dependent protein catabolic process. NCBI's taxonomy places the organism in Eukaryota, Fungi, Ascomycota, Sordariomycetes, Hypocreales, Nectriaceae. The transcript has 3 exons.